Messenger RNA from Ceratina calcarata, 2493 nucleotides. RefSeq lists its product as uncharacterized. Lineage: Eukaryota; Metazoa; Arthropoda; Insecta; Hymenoptera; Apidae. The record is from RefSeq and is a predicted model, not a curated record. Bases 529 to 2493 code for a protein of 654 amino acids. The transcript is spliced from 2 exons.
UUUUGCUCUAUUUUUGCUAUCGAUAAAACAGAGCAAAAAAACGUUAAAAUUUUACCGACGUUAGAAAAGUCACGUGACCACUCUAGCCCCUUAAUACAAUAAUUAUUACAAUACAAUAACAAAAUCUACAAUCCAAUUUUGAAAAUAGUAAGUAAUCGAACACCAAGUUCGAUAUCCAGAUGACACUAUCGUCUCCAGUAUUCGGGAAGGGAAAAAAACAAAAGAGCGUAACAUGUGCCAGUCGAGCCAGUGUAUCGGUAUCGGUUAGGUUCAUCGUUUUGCAACGACAAGCAGUUUUCCUUCAAUCAGCAAGUGUCGCUACAAGUUCAAAUUGAAUCCUGUUCCCAGAAACCAAUCAGUGUUCUCUAAUCAAUUUUCACAUUAAUUUCGAACCUAUCCCAGACGAAGUUGUUCCUUCGUCAGGUUUCGUGUUGCGAACAAAGUAUCUCUGGUUCGACCAGCACCGAUUGAUAAGUGCGAACAGAUUAUUCUCACUUCUUGUCCGAGAAGAAGCGAGACAGUCAUAAGAUGGAGGGAGAUAGUCGCAGGGACGAGUCCGAGGAUGACGUGAGCGUGAUUGCUGUGAUAGGAAAAGAAAACGAUCGAGCCUACCGGGGUGACGAACGAUCGGGAGAGAAACAAGAACAGGAGGAUCGAUGGGUGUUCGAGUUGAGCGACGAACGAUGCAAAAUGGCACUCCGUAAGCAGUUCGACCUCGACUCGUUGUCGACGGAGACAGAGGAGUACGAAGGGAUCGAGGUCCUUCAAAAACUCCCUCCGGGGACGAUAGUCAUCAAACAGGACAAGAAGUAUAAAGACGACAGCGAUUACGUGAGGGACUCCACUGAAACCAGCAGUGGUGGCUCCACUUCUGGCAGUGGCCCACCCAAAGUCAGGAGGGUCCAUCGGGCUACGAGGAAAACGUACGUUUUCCAUUAUUCUAUGAUUUGUGUCGGUCUGGCUGCCGAGUACCUGGGGCGAUAUUUCACAAGUCUGGACGGUUUUUCAUAUCGAGAGAUCGUCGAUCGACCAGAGAUAGAAGUAGUAUCCGUGGACCCCCGCUGUGACCUUCUAUCCUCAUCGAAGAAGCGUAGCAGAAAAAGCAAAAGCAGAUCAAAUUCGAGGACAAGUCCUUCUGACAGUAAAUCCUUUGAGAGCUGCAUGCACGAGAGUCUACACUGCGUUUUGGGUUAUUGUUCUCAAUUAAUGACACCGUCGUACGAAGCAAACGUCGAAGGGAAGUUAAACGUCUUAAACGACAUCAUGAGAUCGUCAAACACUCCAAAAGAAACUGAGAGUACCAACACAAACGACCAAACAAGAAACGAGCCUUCCGUCAGUUCCAAGGAAGGAUUACAAAAGUCCGAGGAGAAUAAAUUUCUAGAUAAUUACACGGUGGCUAUGAUACCCCAGAACAGCUUCACGCAGAUGCCAAAGGCGAGGUUAUUCCCCGCUCAGAAGGUCUACGUAGCGAAUUCGCAGAAAUCCAUCGCCUUCGCUAAUCUAAAAACGUUCCCAUCUGGCCAGAUGAAGAUUCAAGACAUGAUGCGGUCGUCUAAGACCCCUUUUAUUCUCGUCAACCCUUCAGAGGUGAAGGAGAGCCAAAUUCUUAAGCCAGUGAAUAACGUAAACGUGAUCAAAGUCGAGGAAUCGUCCACCGAAGAGACUUUAGGAGAAUUAUCCUCAAUUUACACCAACGACUCGAACGACUUAAAUGCCAAGCAGGCAUCGAAGAAAGGGAACAAAGUCGAGUUCACUGUGACUAAAUAUUUGCUGGACAACAUGCAACAGACUAAAUUUCAAAUUGGCAGAGACUCCACUUCUAAUGAAAAAAAGUUAUUCAACGAAACUCCUAAAGAGUUAAACACGAAGAGUCCUGCUGGUUCUAAUAAAACUUGGAGCACGAGUGACGCUGCAGAGAUUGCAAAGAUCCUCUCAGAGUACAAUAAAAGCAAUUUAAAACGCCCUGCCAUUGAAAACCAGACUUCCUUCUGUGGCAUGAAGAACAUAAGAGUAAAAGAAUUGUCUAAUAAAGACGAGAAUCCAAAGCAAGGUUUCAGUGAAAGCCCUACAGAUAGAAACGUGAAUAUAACAUUUCCUCAAGGAAAGUGGCGACGGUUUCACUUAACAGUGGAGAAGUUGAAGGAUCUUAAAAACAGCCCCAGUGAAAAGAAGUCGAUUUCCACUGUGCAGAGCAGGCAGUCGAUUUUUAAAAUCGAUCAGAGUGGCGAAACUUCUGAGAAGAGAGUCGAAGCUCCCAGAUUUGAAACGAUUCAACGAGGCCAGUCGAGUUUGCAAGAGGAGAGCACGUCUAUGGUGAAUGAUUCCUGUAAACCACAAAGACAGUCUUUGCAAGAUUUAUUAGAGAACACUGCUAUGCUGUACUGUGCAGCCACUGGCACUCAUCAGGAUGAUUUAUCCAGUUACGUUGAUAGUUUAGAUGUUGCACAGAGUACACAAUGGCUAGAGAUCUGUAACAAUUAUAUUAUUUAG